GCUAACCGAGAAGCCAUGAGGAGCCUCGGCACACACUGCCUCUUGCUCAUCGCUUGUCUUCUAGCCGAAACUUCCGGGGGGAACAUCAUGGCGGUCCUGGGAGGCUCUGCAACUUUCCAGGUGGAGACGGCGAAAGAAUUUACGCUGAUUUCCUGGACUAGGAGCCUUGGAAGAAAAGGAACUGAAAUUCUUGCCUAUCUGAAACCCAAACCGCCGUGCGAGGCCACUAUUAUCAUCCCAGCGUUUUCCAAGCGAAUGAAUGUCUCCGCGGACUGCAAGCAGCUGCACAUCCACGAGCUCCGUCGAACUGACUCUGGGCUAUACACAGCACAAACACAGCUGCAGGGACAGCAAGAACCACUGAGGCAGACCUUCCAGCUGGGGGUUUUCAAGCGUUUGUCGGAGGCUGACUUGCUUCUCCGCUGCGAGGGACACGAGAACAGCACUUGGCUGCUGAGCUGCUCCACGCAGGAGCGGGACGAAGGUGUGGAAUUCAGCUGGGCCCCCACCAGCAGCAGUGUUCCCGCCCCUGGGAAUCCCCUCCUCAUCCGGCACGGGCCACAGGACCCCGAUCUGAACGUCACCUGCACCGCACGGAACCCGCUCGGCCCCGCAUCCAGGACAGCAUCCCUAGCACAGCUUUGCACCGCUCAAGCUGAGUGCACAACGGCGAGGCCUGUGACGGAGUCUGCCUGGGAGAAUGGUGCUACUGCGGAUCCUUCCCUUGGCAUUGGCGUUACUGUUGCGGCCCUGCUUGCAGCCAAGGUGACCAUCGCUGCUGGCGUCUUCACCAAAUGGCCCUGUAGCAGCAAGAAGAGGGAUGCCCGCCAGCGGGCCCCUUCCCUGCCUUAGGAGAGAUGAGGCCAAGAAGGCCCCCUGCCGAGAGACCCUUCCUUGCCUGAGCCAAUCACCGCCCACCUUUCCACCAGCCACCACGAGCUUCCAUCACCUCAAGCACCGGUGGGCCUGUUUCUCAUUUGAUUUCUAUUGUUACCUGAAACACAUUCACAACACUUAGGCUAACCACUUAGCCAGAAAUCUGCAGCCACGUUGCACUUCCUGUCCAGGAGGGAGCGGGGAGGCAUGGGGACCCCUGUGUGAACUGCUGGGCAGGAUGACUGGAGGUCAAAGAGGGUCGAUGAGAAGCAUCUUUGGAGCCUGGGACCAGUUGGGAUCCGGGUGAAGCCUCAGUAAAAGUAGCAAAUUGCAUUAUAAAUUACUGGUAGGUGAGAAACAUAGAGGGGUGUGAAUAAUUCAGAGAUAAUCAACAGACACAGGAGAAAGGGGAGUCUCUGGAUAAAUACAGAGUUUUCUGUAAACUAACAAAUAGAACAAAGAAUAAUGGGGAAAUGAAUUUACUUUGUAUCCGGACAACAUGUUAUGACAUAGGGUAUAUAAUGUAUGUUCUCUGUACCUCUUUCGAGACUCUGAUUUGGGAAGCAUUUCCCCUUUGUCUCUGCUUAUUCUAUAGUGCACCAGAAUAAAACUGCUAUUAGCUCUAA
Varanus komodoensis (Komodo dragon) is the source of this 1502-nucleotide messenger RNA. It is a transcript of the gene LY9, whose product is annotated as lymphocyte antigen 9. The coding region runs from base 16 to 852 and encodes 278 amino acids. Lineage: Eukaryota; Metazoa; Chordata; Lepidosauria; Squamata; Varanidae. Gene Ontology annotation, cellular component: external side of plasma membrane. Gene Ontology annotation, biological process: T cell activation. The transcript has 5 exons. The record is from RefSeq and is a predicted model, not a curated record.